This is a messenger RNA of Mesorhabditis belari, 2055 nucleotides long. NCBI's taxonomy places the organism in Eukaryota, Metazoa, Nematoda, Chromadorea, Rhabditida, Rhabditidae. The record is from the annotation of a GenBank genome assembly.
AUGAAAGAGACGGGAAACACGGUGACGGUGAGCAAUCGAAUGAAUGCAAUGCAUAUCUCAUCCGAUCAAGAAUACAUUCGAAAUCUCUACACAAGGCAUCAAGAUGCUGAACGCCUUUAUGCGGAAACGAGAACGGCUCGAAUUCGAACAGCAAUGUUUGGGGAUUGGCUGAAAAACGGAGAAGAUAAUGAGGAGAAUGAAUUACAAAGAAAUGGAGCUAAUAUUUCGCCCUCAAAGUUGAUGAUUGUUGAACGAUUGGCCGGGAAUAGUCGACAAUUGAGGGCCGCUGUUGAAGAACUUUUAUCGAUACAGAUGUCUCUUGAUGAUAUGACGGUUCAUUCGAUCAACGACCUCAUUGGCCUAAUGAGUGAUUCAGAUCCGGCAAUCGUUGUGCGAGCCGUUCAAAGGGUGUACAUUUUAUGCAAAGAAGAUCACUCAACAUCAGAAAAUGCUCAUCUUGUUGCAAAAUUGGUGGAAGUAUCGAGAUCGGAUAACAUUGCGAUCAAACGAAGUGCAAUGGGAGCUCUCGCUAAAAUCUCCGAACAUCCGACUGGAAGAAUGCAUUUAUUCAGAUCUGGUGGUCUGGUGGAGCUGAUCCGAAUGCUUUAUUGUCCCGUUGAGGUAGUUGUCCGAUAUGCGGUGGCAACCCUUCGAAAUCUUCUCGUUCAUCUCGAUUCAGUCAAAGAUCAAGCAAGGGCUCUUGGUGCUGUUGAAGCUCUUUCGCCACUACUUCUACGAACGGAUCCCCGAAUGUUGGCUCAUGUUGCCGAUUCACUCUAUUCGCUUCUUCAUGAACAUGCAAAGAGCAAACUUGAUUUCUUGUCUCUUGGUGGCCCACAAACACUCGUCGAGAUUCUCAAUCGAUACCAACAACAUCCCAAGCUAAUCUUUACCGUUGUCAGAUGUGUAAAAUCAUUGAGUGUUUGCCCGCAAAACAAAGCUGCACUCAUUUCUCUUGGUUGUCUCCAAGCUCUCUACCAAUUAUUGUGUACAUCAACCGAUUCGCGAACACAAUUGGCAAUUCUUGUCUCAAUGCGAAAUCUCAGUGAAGCUGCCACAAAUGAGGAGAAUCUUUCGCAAUUGGUAAAGCGUUUACUUCAAAUUGUUCGUUCAUCGGAUGAUGCUCAACAUGUGGCGUGUGCCUGUGGUAUUCUCUCCAAUUUGACAUGCAACAAUGUUCGCAAUAAGCAGACGGUUUGUUCGGAUGGCGGUAUCUCAUCACUGGUUGAUUGUGUUCGCCGUUUUCCCGAUGUCGAAGAAGCGACUGAACCGGCUCUUUGUGCUCUUCGACAUUGCACUGCAAGACACCCAUUUGCUGAACAAGCACAACGAGAUCUCAGAUUAUCGGGAGCUUUUGGUCAACUUGUUAUCCUUCUCUCAACACUGCGGGCACCCGUUGUAAAAGCAGCUCUGGGAGUUGUGAGAAAUUCGGCUCUUCUUCAAGAUAAUCUAAUCGAACUGACACAGGAAAUGACUCCAACUGGACAAACAGUGCUUUCUUUGGCAAUGGAAGUGUGGAUAUUGGCGAUCAACAAAUUGAGAGAGGAUCCAAACGCUGAAACAGAUGGUGUACCGAUGUGGGGAGUAGUUGAGGGAGCUGUCUCUGCUCUUCAUCAAUUGGCCACUCACAAACAGGUUUCCCAUGAUCUAAUUCACAACUCAGAUGCUCUUCAAUUGAUCUAUGAAUUGCUGAGGGAUCCAUUUGUCUCUCAAUCUGAUGAUGAGGUACUAGAACGGGAACUUCUCGGUCUUCUUUAUCAAAUCUCACAAACAAGCGAUGGAGCAAGUGCUGUAGAUCAAAGCGGGUUUGCUUCGAUUCUUUCCGAAUGUCUUCGCUCACAACAUCGAUCGGUUUCCACAUAUGCAUCCGGAGUGCUGAAACGUCUCGAAUCGGAUCGACCACCGCAAUACAGACAAGAAAUGGAUAUGGAAGCAUCAUCCGGAUGGCAAAGAGAUGGAAUGGAACCAGAAUUAUUCUCGGAAAUGUACAGACCGGGUUCGAUGGUUGGACAUCCAAUUGGCGUUGAUAAUGGUGGAUGGUAUGAUACGGAUUUG